AACUAUAUUUCUGUCAACCAUCUGUCAAACAAACGCAAUGACCUGCCUCAAUAAAACCCCACAAUCGGGUCUUUCCACACCGAAUUACGACGAAAACGCCCCCCUACACCCUUUCGUGGCAUAAAAUACAGGACUCGAAGAUGCUCAAAUUCAGCUUCGUUUCUGGAGCCAAAAACGCCACAAACUACCCCGAGACACCCACAAAGCGAGAACUUUUCGAUUGUUCAGUGAACGUCCCGCCAUACCAGUGUUCAGCGUGCCCUUACAAAACUUAUUUUUUAACACGCUUUAAAAGCCACACACGGCGAAACUUAGUUGAAAAAAACUACAAAUGUGGCAAGUGCAGCUUUCACACAUAUUCACGGUACUUAGUUUUGCGGCACAACCUCUUCCAAUGCAAGAACAGCGAAAAUUUAAGACAGUUUGAAAAGGUUCAGUUCAAGUGUGAACACUGUCCCUUCAUAGCAGAGCGUCACGCCCGUCUACGGACGCACGUUUUGUUCAAACAUACUCCAAAUGAAAAUGUAGACUGGUUCGAGUGUGAUAAUUGUGAGAAGAAGUUUAAGACGAGAGGGGGCUUGCAGAGACACGUGGAAGUGGUCCACAAUAAAAGUGAAAACAUCCCGUUCUUGCAAUGUACACAAUGUAGCUUUAAAACCCGGAAUAAGUUCUACUUGAAGACACAUUCUUUGAUAAAACACACAUCAGAGACUGAAAUUACCUGGAUCAAGUGCGACUUUUGUCCAGCGAAAUUUAAAACGAAAGGGUAUUUACGGCACCACUUGAGUUACAAACAUCUAGAGUCCCCAAAAAUCUUCAAGUGUGAACACUGUGACUUCCAAACUAAUAUAAAAGGGAAUUUAAUGACGCAUAUUGGUAAUAAGCACGCACCGAAGGACAGCAUCGUUUGGACUUAUUGUGAAUUCUGUUCGGCGAAAUUUAAAAACAAAGAGUACCUGCGAAACCACAUAAACGUGCGACAUACCGAUCCUGAGAAGAUUUUGUGGUUUAGAUGCGAGUUUUGCAAGUAUAAGACGCCGUGGAAGACAAGUUUGGGGCGUCACGUUGUGGCAAAACAUUCAACUAACAAAGGUUCUUGGUUUAAAUGCAAGUAUUGUUUGUCGAAAUUUAAGGUCAAAAUUAAUUUGAGGAAUCACAUGAGGAAAAAACAUAACAAGCCGCCUUUGGUGGCUUGUGAUCAAUGUUCCUUUAAAACUGAGUUUAAUUCAAAACUCAGAGAUCAUAUUUUGAUGAAACAUACGCCAGUUGAUCAGAUUGAGUGGUUUGAGUGCGCGCUGUGUCCAAAGAAGUAUAAAAUAAAGAAGUUGUUGACUAUGCAUGUCAAAAAAAAACACCAUGAGAGCGAGGAAGUGGAGGAAGGUGUGAAAGAGGAAAAAAAGAGGAGCAGAAGCAAAACAAGAAGAAAUAACAAACGGUGAUUAUUUAAGUAAUUUAUAGCAAGCAAUAGAUUCGUUUUUUUUUUUCAAUAAAGAAUAAAAUCAGUUUCAUGGCAUACCUGAUGUCAAAUUCAAAUUUUGGGCAUAGUAACUGCCAUCUUCUCAUUGGCUGUGACUGUGAACUGACGUGCUAAUUCAGAAUUGCCAACCCAAGAAUUUGUUUGAGUCAUAGAUCUACAAUUUACUGUAUUUUGGAUUGCCUUGAUAACAUAUCUUAAUCUCAAA
Molecule: messenger RNA, 1682 nt
Organism: Zophobas morio
Lineage: Eukaryota; Metazoa; Arthropoda; Insecta; Coleoptera; Tenebrionidae
Product: zinc finger Y-chromosomal protein-like
Exons: 2
Coding region: 141-1439 (432 amino acids)
Biological process (GO): regulation of transcription by RNA polymerase II
Cellular component (GO): chromosome
Molecular function (GO): chromatin insulator sequence binding
Source: RefSeq, a predicted model, not a curated record